Messenger RNA from Rhopalosiphum maidis (corn leaf aphid), 967 nucleotides. RefSeq lists its product as uncharacterized. The transcript has 7 exons. The record is from RefSeq and is a predicted model, not a curated record. NCBI's taxonomy places the organism in Eukaryota, Metazoa, Arthropoda, Insecta, Hemiptera, Aphididae. The coding region runs from base 89 to 967 and encodes 292 amino acids.
AACCCUCUGCCAUUCGUGUAAUGUUAGAGAAUAUCGUUUAAGUCAAAUAAAUAAUAUAUAUAAACCUAAAUUAUCUAGAGAUAAUUUUAUGAACGGAGAUAAUCCAAUUAAUGGACUUUUAAACAUAGAAACUCAAAAUAAACGUAAAAAGAGAUCAAAGCAAAUAUCCGAAUUUAAUUAUAAUACUGCAAAACAAUUAGCAAAUGCGAUUAAAAAUGAAAAUAAUAUAAAUCGAAAAGAUAAAAAUUGUGAUAAUUAUAUUUUGAAACAAAGACCAGAAAAUAUUAAUAAUAUUAAAAAUAACCACUUUAAGCAAUCUUUACUAAAUCAAAUAAAUUAUAACAAAAUUAAAAAAGAAACAGAGAAGAUUCAAUCUUUAAAAAAUGAAGAACUAAUACAAAAAGAAUUGUUAAAAAAUCUAUGUGAUGAAAGAAUAAAAAAUAUAGAAGCAAAAAACAGGUCAAAAAAAAAUUAUUUAAUUAUCCUUGAUGAACAACUGAAAAAUAAAACCAAAAUUAUAGAACAAGAGAAGGAAAAAGAUAUAAAAUUACCGUUAAAUACAACAUUUGUUAUCGGCCCUGAUCAAGAUAAAUCACAAAAAUUAAACAAUUGUAAACAUCGUCAGAUAGCUAAUUACCAAUUGAAACAGCAAAAUGAGAGAAAUAUUGAACUCGAAGAACAAAAAAAGGAAAACAUUGAUUUUGAAAGAAAAUUAUUGAAUAAGCUUAAAGAAAAGGACGAAACAUUUCAAAAAAAUUUGAUACAAAAAAAAUUAAACCAAAAAAAAUUGUUAAAGGAAGAUUUAGACAAAUUGUUAAACAUCUCAGUAACCGAACGUCAUAAAAACGAAGUACCUGGUUCAUAUCCUAUGAGCUUUCCACUGAAAAAAACUGUAAAACGAUGCCGAAUAUGUAAACAAAACGGACUAGGAUUUCCAGUGGAAAAAAUUACCGAUUUCAUGUGUUGA